CGGCAAGUGUCGUCAGAAGAAGCCGCGAUCGCACCGCAGCAAAAUGCACUCCCCGUCCGUCCUUGUGCUGUUCACCGCCGCCGCCUUCAUGCAGGCUGGGGCCUUCGAGGCCCCCGGAGGCCUCGCUGAGGCGGUUGUCGGCCUGGUCAGGGGCUGCGAUGGUCCCGGGGCCGUCACCUGCCUCCAGGGCCGCGCCGUCGACGCCCUCAGCGCCAACCUGGACAAGGAUGUCAGCCUCGGCGACUUCGUCGUCCUGUCGGCGCCACCCGCCGACGAGAAUAGGACCUCGAGGACGAUGAGGAACAAGCCGACCUCAGACCUGCUUACCAUGCUGUCCGAAUUCCUCGCGUCCAGGACCCUCCAGGUGCGCUUGCCCAAGCAGCUCAUCCCCAAGAAUCUGGAGGAAGCUCGCGGCAAGCUGAAAAAGAUGGGCGGCACCCUGUUGGCCGGUCUGAUGAUGAUGAAGGGCACCCUGGGCGCUCUGGCAUUCGGCGCCCUGGCCAUGAUCGCGGGCAAGGCGCUGCUGCUCUCCGUAAUGGCGCUGACCCUGGCCCUGAUCUCGGCGCUGAAGAAGGUCAGCCACGGACACAGCGACCACCGCCGCUCUGGCCGCAGGGCCGACGACCAGGACGACGGCAGCGAGUGGGUCGGCGCGGCCACCGUGGCCACGGACAACAAGGCGGCUGUGGCCGCCUCUGCCCACUACAUGGCCUACCGAAACCAACAGCCCUACCAAUACAAGUCAUGAGGACCAAGAGAUGAUUUAAUUUAUUUAUUUAUUGUUUAAAUUUGUAAGUGCUCAAACCAAAUCCAAGUGAAUUCUUUAUUAAUUUAUUGCAUUUCCUUCUCAAAACUUUCAUUCUCGUCAUCUUCUCCACUCUGUACAAACCUGUGACAGACUUUGUUGUGAGUCAUAAUUAAAUAAACGUGCUUUAAACCA
This is a messenger RNA of Cloeon dipterum, 940 nucleotides long. RefSeq lists its product as uncharacterized. Gene Ontology annotation, cellular component: membrane. The transcript has 2 exons. The coding region runs from base 44 to 748 and encodes 234 amino acids. Lineage: Eukaryota; Metazoa; Arthropoda; Insecta; Ephemeroptera; Baetidae. The record is from RefSeq and is a predicted model, not a curated record.